UUAGAAGUGAGUUUGGAUAUUCCGCAAAAAUUCCGAAAUAAUAAUAUUAAUAAUUAAAAAAAAGACUUUAAGUCAACACGUUGGCCAAAAAAAAAAGCUUACUCGGGAGUUUGCGGUUAAGUUGAAAUAAACAGAAUUAACGACCUCGUGAAAGUUCACAACUACGCGUUCCAUUAAUAACUUUAAAAGUAGUUUAGUUCGGUCAAAUUAGAGCCUAAUUUAAGCAAUCUAUAUUUGAAAUGAUGAUUAAUAAUAAUAACACAGGCUUUUUUUCUACAAAAAAAUCUGUCAAAUAUUUUCACCGCACUUUUUGUUGUCAUUCCAAGUUUACCGUAAAUAGCCCAAAUUUAGCCUGCCAUUGACAUUGCAAUAGUAUAACACGUGGUAUGCAUUUUCAAACAUGUACAUGUAGGACAAAGGGCACCAGACCACCGGGGCAGGCAAGGCUAGUGGGGGAGCACAUAUCUCCAUCUACAAGUCUUAAUAAUGUUGUUCAUAAAAUAGAUAACAAGUGCAUGAUUUUACAGCUCCACAUUUUUUCCAAAUGAUCUCAGAUGAACGUGCGUUUGAGUCACAUCUUGCACUUUAAAUGUCACCAACUUGCACUUUCAAUUUUGUUCCGGGUGGGUGCACAGAAUGUGGGAGUGGGCGCUCUUGUCUGUCAUGAGGUGAACAUGUGGUUGCAUUGAACCCCCCCGCCCCUCCCCUCCCCACUCCCACUAUAUUUUUCUCUAUUAGGUCCCAGGCUGAGUCACUUUUUUUUUUCCACUGGCGCGCUUGUGGUGUGAGCGUGAUGAAGCACAUGAGGGUUAGGAGAUCCAGACAAGGGCUCUGUCUUUAAAUUGUCACCAGUCAUUUGCUACUCGGCCCGCAUGAAACGCGGCAGCAGAAGGCAGCGAGCUCAUGUGGCUGGCGGUGGAGUGUUGUGAAAGUGACAUAGCUGCGUGCGUCUCCUGUGAGAGUGUGGCAAGUUGUCUGCAUGCAGGGAAUGACGACUCCUUCCAAGACGAGCAAAGCUUUAAAGGUCAAGAAGGAGUCGGGCGAGAAUGCCCCGGCCCUCAGCGACGACGAGCUGGUGGCCAUGUCCGUGCGGGAGCUGAACCAGCACCUGCGCGGGCUGACCAAGGAGGACGUGGUACGGCUGAAGCAACGGCGGAGAACGCUCAAGAACCGAGGCUACGCCGCCAGCUGCCGCAUCAAGCGCGUCGCCCAGAAGGAGGAGCUGGAGCGCCAGAAGACGGAGCUACAGCACGAGGUGGACAAGCUGGCCCGCGAGAACGCCAGCAUGCGGCUGGAGCUGGAGGCCCUGCGCGCCAAGUACGAGGCGCUGCAGUGCUUCGCCAGGACUGUGACCCGCAGCGGGCCCCUGUCGCCGGGCAAAGUGGCCACCACCAGCGUCAUUACCAUUGUCAAGUCGGCCAAUCACAACAGCUCCGGACCGACGCCCUUUUCGGCGCCGUCCUAGUGUCCACCCGACUGGGGUCUCCGCUUCCCGCCCCAUCCUGACCGGGCCUCGUCCCGCACCGAGUGGAAUCUCACAAGUCAGACUGAAGGAUAAUUGACGGGAUGGCGAGCUCCACGUCCUCUUAUGCUGCAUUCGUGACUCUCCCUUCCUCUGUCCUUUAUCUUCACACCCUAAAAAGUGUCCUCAGAUCUGACAUCUUUGGGCUGGCUUUUUUUUUUUCCCCUCAGUCCUUCAGUUUACACUUUGGAACUACAUUCCCAAUCUUUUUUUGCGGGGGGUUUACAUUGGUAUUCCAAAAGUCACCAUGAGCUUCCUUCUUUUUAUUAGAUUUCUGGCCUCCCUUUGCAAAACUGCCACUUGGGGAGUAUGUCUGUCCACAUUUGCACCAAUUUGGGAUGUAAUCCAUGAUAUACCUGAAAUAAGGAAGCCUAUUGUGACUUUUGGCACAGCCUUUAUUUGCACUGUGCAAACCACCUGCCCCCCCAUCCCCCCCGACACCGUCCUAACAGCACCGGCAGGGUAAAGUUCCUCUUCUUGACUGAGCAAAAGAACGACAAAAACGUCCGACAUGCCUUCGGGUGGCAGCACCAGUUUAUAUUGUUUUGAAAGUAUGUCAAAGCUCACCUAAGCAUUUCCAAGCACAGCGUUGCCUCAAUCAAGGGCUGAGAGAUCCUUUUUCAUGAUAUCUGCUAGGGUUAGGGGUUAGGGGUUAGGGUUAGGGUUGGGGUUGGG
Syngnathus typhle (broad-nosed pipefish) is the source of this 2197-nucleotide messenger RNA. RefSeq names its product v-maf avian musculoaponeurotic fibrosarcoma oncogene homolog K (gene mafk). Gene Ontology annotation, molecular function: RNA polymerase II cis-regulatory region sequence-specific DNA binding; DNA-binding transcription factor activity, RNA polymerase II-specific. The record is from RefSeq and is a predicted model, not a curated record. The transcript has 3 exons. Gene Ontology annotation, biological process: regulation of transcription by RNA polymerase II. Bases 980 to 1465 code for a protein of 161 amino acids. NCBI's taxonomy places the organism in Eukaryota, Metazoa, Chordata, Actinopteri, Syngnathiformes, Syngnathidae. Gene Ontology annotation, cellular component: nucleus.